This is a messenger RNA of Moneuplotes crassus, 825 nucleotides long. The record is from the annotation of a GenBank genome assembly. NCBI's taxonomy places the organism in Eukaryota, Ciliophora, Spirotrichea, Euplotida, Euplotidae.
AAUGGAAGCAGCUCAGACUCUUUCUCAAAGAAUCGCCGAAGUUAGGAGCCAAGAGAAGCUCAUUCAUUCGACCAGCAAGGAAUUAGACUCCACCUGAUGGACAGACUUUUACUUUGUUGUUUACUUUACUGAGCCGAAUCAGCCGACAUUAUAUUCUCUGUAUGGGGAUGACUCUGAGGAAGAAGAAUUCAAUAUUUGCUGUGACAAAUACAGAGAUGGCAAGGUUGCACAAAAAUGUAGAUCUCUCAAAUUAUUUGAUAUCGAACAUUUUAAUAUGAAUAAUAUCGAAAAACCGAUUAAGCAUUUUCAUACUUUUCUGAACUAUUCAUUCCCAGAUAGUGUUUACAACCUCAAUGUUUCUUGCAGACACGCCUCACAGAAUAAAAAGUUAAAUAUUUUUAAAUCUAUCAUAAGAAUAAGUCCGAAAAUCAGAAAUAGUGCUUGUUUUGAACAAUUAUGUUUGAAUGAAUCCCAAUUCAAAAGACUGAUUGCAGCAUACAGACAUGUGCACAAUUUGACUUUCCGGAGGUGCAAUCUCUUUAUUCUGAACCCUCUAGAUUUAUCUACAGCCUUUGAAGACACUAAAAUUGAGAGGCUCUCUUUAGUUGGUUCAGGUUUGCCUUGCUCCAGUUCUUGGGGAACAAACCUCUAUAUGUUCAAGAACUUAAUCGUUGGUCUUGAGACUUCUAACGCCCUCGCCAAAACUCUCAAAGUAUUGGAUUUCAGAUUCUGUGGGAUUGAGGAGAGCAAAGCCAAAGGCUUGCUAGCUCAAAGCAGCUUAAGCGAUAAAAUAUAUUUCGGUAAAUAAAAAUAUUCUGCCUUCAA